AUGAAGACUGAAGUGAUAUCGUUUAAAGCCGAAGAUGCGGGCGAUGUGAAAAGUGUGAUGUCAUUGGGGGAGAGGAAACACUUGAAGACCGAACAGAAACCGAUUCAAACUUUUCCAUUCAAAAGCAAGCACAAGAAAAAAGAGGAGGGUGAUCGUUACCCGAAAGAGUUGCCGAUUAGCGAUGCCGCUGUGAAACGCCACGAUGCAGGAAUUAAAGACUUCGAUCCGGAACAGAUGCGUACACAAUUGGCCAAGAAACGAGCUGAGAAAACAAAGCGGAAAUAUGAAGAUCGAGUGACAGCGACAGCGAGGGCCGAAAUUUUAAACGAAGAAACAAGUGGAUUUCUGGAAACGGAAAACGGCAACCUCACCCGCAAUGUGACACAACGAGAAAUUGUUGAGUCGGUGGAUUUGGCAAGUGCGACAAAGCACUUCGAUCUACAUCUCGAACAAUUUGGUCCUUAUCACAUCGAUUACACAGACAAUGGUCGACAUUUGCUUCUCGGUGGUAAGCGUGGUCAUAUUGCUGCAUUCGAUUGGCAGACAAAGAAAUUACACACAGAAAAUAAUGUUAUGGAAGCGGUGAGAGACGUUAAAUUUUUGCACACCGAAAACAUGUUUGCUGUCAGCCAGAAGAACUACUUAUAUAUUUACGACAACGUUGGAACCGAGCUGCAUUGCUUGAAGAAUUUCAAUCAAGUGCUGCAAUUGGAAUUCUUGCCCAAACAUUUUUUACUUGUUGGAAGUGGUAGAAACUCUUGGCUACAUUAUCUAGAUGUAUCAAUUGGACAAAUUGUUGUGGAAUUUCCUACUAAACAAGGCGCUCUCGAUGUCAUGUGUCAAAAUCCAGCUAACGCUAUUAUUCACACAGGGCACAGUGAUGGAACUGUUUCUCUUUGGUCUCCCUCAUCAAAAGAACCUCUGGUACGAAUGUUGGCUCAUACGGGUGUCUUGAAGGGAAUUGCCGUCGAUCAAUCUGGUACUUACAUGGCGACCACUGGACUCGAUCGGAAAUGCAGGAUAUGGGAUGUUCGUAUGUAUCGACAACUGCACGCCUACACGAUUUCACCUCUUUUGGGACGGGUUGCCAUCAGCGAUCAAAAAGUGAUUGCGUGUGCUGUUGGAAACACUGUUCAGACUUUCAAAGAUAUGCAUUUGGGUGUCUGUAGUGAGCCAUAUCUUGUGCACAGAUGCUCUGGUGUGAUUUCUGAUCUGAAAUUUGUUCCGUUUGAAGAUGUGCUAGGAGUUGGACAUGCAAACGGCUUUACAUCUUUGAUCAUUCCAGGCUCUGGAGAAGCGAACGUUGAUUUGAUUCGAGCCAAUCCGUAUGAAACAAAGAAACAGCGCAAAGAACGAGAAGUGAAACAACUUUUGGAAAAGAUUCCUCAUGACAUGAUUUGUUUGGAUCCGGAUGAGAUUGCGCGUGUUGACACGGAGUCACUUGAAAAGGCUGAAGAGGAACGCAAGAAAUCGCUCCUACAUGUGAACAAGCCGGCAAUCAAAUUCACACCAAGGCACAAAAUGAAAGGAAAAGGAUCAGCGCUCAACAAGGCUCGUCGCAAGGAGAUUGUUACCCAACUUCGUAGAACGGAACGCAAUGAGGAGGUUAAAGCUGCAGAAAAAGAGUUCUUCGGAAGUGGUGAUGCGAAAAGAGCACGUGAAGAUGACGGCCCGAAACACGUUUUGGAUCGUUUCAAAAUAAAGAGG
Molecule: messenger RNA, 1707 nt
Organism: Mesorhabditis belari
Lineage: Eukaryota; Metazoa; Nematoda; Chromadorea; Rhabditida; Rhabditidae
Source: the annotation of a GenBank genome assembly